Xylona heveae TC161 is the source of this 1365-nucleotide messenger RNA. RefSeq lists its product as hypothetical. The coding region runs from base 1 to 1365 and encodes 454 amino acids. The record is from RefSeq and is a predicted model, not a curated record. Gene Ontology annotation, molecular function: protein binding. Lineage: Eukaryota; Fungi; Ascomycota; Xylonomycetes; Xylonales; Xylonaceae. The transcript has 5 exons.
AUGUUCUUUCAAGGUGACCUUCAAAGCGGCAUCUUAUCGGCCCUUCAAUCCUCUAAGCUGGUCGCGUGUUUGGUUACAGAUGCCGGUCAGGAGAGUGAGCUUUGGGUGAAUGAGUUCCUGCAAGGUGAAGAGAUAAGUACUAGGCUACAAGAAUCAGCCGUGCUACUUCGCCUUGAAGCAGGUUCUCAGGAGGCUAGUUAUCUUUCAGUGUUCUGUGCAAUUGACCAUGUUCCUACUUUGGUUAUCAUUCACAACGGGCGUCUCCAGGAAGUUCUAUCAGUUGGCAUAUCCAGACAGGAGUUUGUUGAGCGUAUAAGAAAAGUCUUGACCAACUAUCGGUCAGAAAAUACAGAGGAAAGUGAUCUUCCCACUGCCGACUCAGCCCCUAGUGGUGAUCUCAGUAACCAUCCGCCGCGUGACGCAUCGUCAGUUUUGAGUGCCCCAGAUCCUUCACGGGGACGUGCCAUGCCGUCAACCGAAACAAGCGGCAGCAAGGACCAGCAAACGGAUUCUAAUCAAAGCAUUCCGAAAAGGACCCCUCAAAGCCACCAAGAAGCGAGUAGGAAAUCGAAGGAUGGAGACCUCAAGUAUGCCGAAGAACAACGGAAACUUCGUGCAAAAGCGGAGGAGGAAAGGAAGAGAGUUCUAUUGCUAGUAGAGAACGAUAGGUCAGAGAGAAGAGAUCGGCGCCAACAACAAGAGAAGUUACGAUUAAAUAAAGAAAAUGAGGAAGGCAUCUCACAUGGUCAAUCUGAGGGAAAGUCUACAAAUGCCACAUUAGUUCCAGAUACAGGAACGUGCGCGCUUCAGGUUCGACUUCUAGAUGGGAGCACAAUACGGUCGCGCUUUUCAGUGAACAGUACUCUCCGUACUGAGGUUCGCAGAUGGGUCGAUGAGGAAAGAAUAGAUGGCGAUACGCCUUAUUCGUUCAAAGUGAUCAGGGCACCUUUUCCAAAUCGGUCCAUAUCGAUUACAGAGGAGGAGGAAUCUCUGCGGAGCCUUGAUCUAGUUCCCAGCGCAACCUUAGUGUUAACGGCAGUCCAAAAAUUCUCAGACGCAUACGAUAGUGCUUCGAGAUCACUGUUGUCCCGUGGUUUCAAUGCUGGCUACGGCGUUAUGGCAUCCGGCUUUGGUUUUGUUGCGGGUACCUUUGGCGGCUUGAUUGGGACUCAGAGACCGUCCGGUCACGGAGACGAGGCAACUGUCCGACCAGCCGCUCCAGAUGACAGCUCACAAGAGAUAGGAACACGCAGUGUUGCGCAUCAAAAUAUUCGUACGCUUAGAACUCAAUCUAGCAAUCGCGAAGAUGCUCAACUGUAUAAUGGAAAUCAGCUCAAUUUCGAACCACAAAAGAAGGACGAUUAA